AUGACGACGUUAGGCCGACGUAUUGAACCAAAACCGCCAUCAACAACAGCAGUAGCAUCAACAUACUUGUCUGAAACUGUACCAUACUUGCUUUUUUCAAUUCCUCGGCAACAGUCUAUGCUUACUGUACGGAAGAAACAUUUUCCAGUGCAUACAGUUCUUGUCGAUAAUCAAAGUUUGCAGUCGAAAUUGGACUCAACUAUAGAAGGCAGAGUAUUUAUGCAUUAA
Messenger RNA from Thelazia callipaeda (thelaziosis nematode), 228 nucleotides. The record is from the annotation of a GenBank genome assembly. NCBI's taxonomy places the organism in Eukaryota, Metazoa, Nematoda, Chromadorea, Rhabditida, Thelaziidae.